AAUACUUUUAAGAUAUAAAUCGAAACACAUAGUUAAAUUUGCCUGCUUUUUUACAGAAAUAUACUGAUUGUAUUGUUCUUAAACUUUAGAUGCAUUUACUCAUGAGGAUGUUCAACUUUCUUGGUUAUCGGUUAACCCUGUAAUAGUACCAGUAAAUAGCAUGAAAAGCGUCUCUCUUACGAAAUAUGAUACAGUCGUGUCUUAUGUGAUAGAUUCAGGUGGUAAUUUUUCUACUUUGAUUACGACAUUAAACAUCACCAGAAAUUCUACAGCAGACAAUCAAGUUAUAGGUACUCCAGUUGUGCUAGUUUUGAUAGGGGCCUUGUCCCUUUCUUUCGGUGAUAAUUUUACACCAAGGAUUGCACUUUGCGGGGCUGCUUUGAUGACAAUUAUUAUGCACUGGGCUGGAAUAUAUAAUAAGAUCCAACCGGCUGCAGCUUUGAUAUGUCUCGACAAUUGGAUGUUUGCUAAUCUAAUCUUUGUUGGAGUGAUUAUUUCAUAUACGGCCAUACGUCACCAUAUCAAGCACCCAGGUGAAAGAAAAAAGUUCAAACAUUUGAUUGAAAAGUCUAUAGGGAGUGACCUUGACGAAAAAAAAAGAGAAAAAAAAGAAGAAGAUGUCAUUUGGACUAAUGUGAAAACUUGGGUUCCAGGCCAAAUAAGUGAUCCCGUUAAAACAAGUGAUUCAGGAAUUGAGACGAGGGAUAGUUCUUAUGAUCAAAAUCGUCCUCUGGAGAGUCCAAUAAAUAAAAAUACUCAUUUUCCUUGGACGGUUAACCGUACUUUUUACGCUGUAGGGGAAGACGAAUUGAGGAAAAAAUAUUUCACAGAAUAUUUUAUGAGUAUAAAAAACAUGUCUCGAUAUUUUGUCUUUGAGAAGUCUCAUGAAAGCAGAAUAGGUUCUACUGAACAUUUUACUGUCGUACAGGGAGAUGAAGAGCUUCUGAAAGAAAUUGCUUAA
Ruditapes philippinarum (Manila clam) is the source of this 961-nucleotide messenger RNA. RefSeq lists its product as uncharacterized. The transcript has 5 exons. NCBI's taxonomy places the organism in Eukaryota, Metazoa, Mollusca, Bivalvia, Venerida, Veneridae. The record is from RefSeq and is a predicted model, not a curated record. The coding region runs from base 161 to 961 and encodes 266 amino acids.